GCUUCCCCGGAAAGCUGCAUCGUCUCAGCAUCGCCAUUUUAUGUGUUUGGCUCUGAGACUGGGACGGUGGGUGCGUGCGGUGCAAAUUACAGAUCGUAAUUCCGUGCAUUGUCUGCAAGAUGUUACCCAAAUACUUUGCACCCGACAUGUACAAGUAACGACAGGUGUCGGAGGUGUGUGAUCGGGCAGCGCGAAGGCUCGGGCCGAAAUGGUCCCGGAAUAGUGAGCUGUGCGUGAGUGUGUUUUCAUCGAGUAAAGUGCGUCGCACCACUGCUGGUCUUUUCGCCGCUGCUGUCAUCGUUUGUUAACAUAUCUGUGCCAUUCGGAGAGCGGGCUUUGGGUCAAAUUACGGACGGCCUCUGGAUUCCCAGCGACACCUUCGCCACCAUCUACGAUGAGUUCGCGCAACAUACCCUCAGACAAGAUAAACCUACGCCUUAUUCUUGUCAGCGGUAAGACAAAAGAGUUCCUAUUCAGUCCGAGCGACUCUGCAGGGGACAUAGCGCAUCAUGUGUUUGAGAACUGGCCGGAAGACUGGGCGGAAGAGGCGGUCGCCAAAGCGGAGAUCUUGCGGUUAAUCUACCAGGGCCGUUUUCUGCACAGCAAUGUCACGCUCGGUGCUCUUGGGCUUCCUUUCGGGAAAACCACGGUGAUGCAUCUGGUCCCGCGAGAGAAUCUUCCCGAGCCUAAUUCUCAAGAUCAGAGGCAAAAAAGUAAAGGCGGAGGGAGUAGUUGCUGCUCAGCUUCCUGUCGCAUACUUUAAAGAAAACGUCGGCUGCCCUGGAUAUAUUUUGAGGUCGUUCCGUAUGAGAGCCAGCUCCCACGUUCUUCAAAGCUGAGCCAUGGUUUCUAAGGUUUCGAUGCCGGUGUAUCAUUGUUAGUGGCUGAGCCUCGUGAGCAGUGUAGCAAAGGAAAAAAAAAGAGAAAAAAGAAAUCAAGUUGUCGCACCCUCUUCGCCGAUUCGCAUUAAUUAAAACGGAGCAGAGAAGAAUACAAGAGAACGAGAGAAAGAGCCAAGCCAAGAACAAGUUUUACGUCUGUUCGCCCGUGGCGCACGCUGAAACAACGAAAACACGUUGUCCGCCGUCCCAGGUGAACAAAUUCGAACAUCGUUAUCGUCGUCCCAUGUCGUUUCACCUUUUGUGUAAAAAGAGCAAAGUAAAAAUUAUAGAUUGAAAUUCUGUGACAAACGCCUGUACAUCUUAUUCCCGAAAAAAGUUCAUGACCAGAACCAAGCGAUGGCGAACCAUAUAAGCAUAAAGAGCUGUGUAUCUUGUUUUGUUCGCUGGUAGAUACGUACUCAGUCUGUUUGCACUGGAAAUCUAUUUGCGAGCAAUCUCGCAACAGGAGAGCUCGUUUUCGGGGAUAUCGAUGACCUCGUUCAAGUAAUAGGCGUAGGGAACGCGUAACGACAAGAGUCGAGACACAGACAUCGCCGUUUAGCCCUUCGCCGUGUUCCAGGGAGGGGAAGUUACGCGUCUCGAGGGACGUCGGGGUUCUUGAUCGGAGGGCCUCGACUCUUGGUAAUUAACACCAUUUGUUGAAAAAGAAAAGUAAGGUAAAUUUGUUCGUCGCAGGAGAUUAGCACUUACAGGAAACGGUUUCGCGGGCGAUAAUUCGAAAGCUCUCUCCUCGAACGGCGCUACACGAUGCUUAGAAACUCAACCACUAUCCGACUAUACUGCAGCGUUUAAAUAGUAAUUAUUAUUGUAGACGGAAUCCGCGUGUAUGUUUAAACGUACGAAUGAAUGUGUCGCGUUUGAGAGAUCGACAGAGCGAGAGAGAACGAGAGCGCGCGAGCGAGAGAGGGAGAGAGAGAUAAAUUUAUGUUGUGAUAUAUGCAGGUAGUGAAUAUAAUUAUAUAUUAUACAUACUAUUAUAUUAAAAUUAUAUAUUAUAUAUAUAUGAAAUUAUAUAUAUAUAUAUAUAUAUAUAUAAUGGUAUGAGACAUGUUGACACGCAGUUAAACUCUCAUACACAGGAUAGACUUUAUCGUGAAUUUAAAGUAAUAUUAUGACGCCACUUCGAGAGUUUAGUAUUUCCGGAAUAAGAUUACAGAGAGGAGAAAACAGAACAUUGGAUCUCUAAUGGUAGUUAUGAUUAAAUAAAAUCUCAAAUAUAUCUCCUGUUAGCUCCUUCGUUUCCACUUCUUUUCCACCGUUGUUCCCCGCUCUCUCCCUUCCCUUUGCCCCAAACGUCCCUUCUUCUUCGAACCUUCGCUUGACUACAUCACUCCGCGCUCUUCCUUUUUAUUCUGUUUCCACCCGUCCAUUUUUAAUUGAUCGGGCCUAGAAAUCAUUCGUAGACCCAAAACUAACAAUUCGAACAUUAUAGGCGAAAGUAUCCGAUUAUGGCGAUGAUGAUGAUUAUUAUUAUUAGUACUAUUAUAUCUAUUAUUAUUAGAUUAGGUCCAACCAAACCACACACGUUUUAUGAUAAGUUGUAGCCUAUUCUAUACUCAACUAUGCUACUGUAUAAUGUACUAUGACACUAUGACUCUUACCAAUGCAUAACACACGUGUAUAUAAUAUAUAUAUAUAUAUAUAUGUAAUGUUCUCAUAUGUAGCGAAAUUCAUCGUAAGACGAGCGAUAUCGUUGGACGUUUAUUUAAUUUAUUGUCGUACAGAACAUCGAUGGACAAUGCGUCCCUUGCACAGUCCGAGAUGGAUCGGUAUCUGCCUGACUCAUAAACCUGUGCAUCAUAUUUAAAAAAUAUUUCUGAACAACAAUCGAUUAGAACUGUUUUCUCUGACAAAAAGUGUGUUCCAAAAAAGUUAAAUAUGAACGGAGUUGUUGUUAAUUCGAAAUGUUCCGUACAAUUUGCUUUCGAAUCUUUGAAAUUUAAAGAAAAUUGAAGAAAGAAGAUAUUUAUCGUGCCGUUAAGUGUCAUUGAAAAAUUCGAGAUAGCGUCUCGAGGAGAUGUAUAAGAUUAAAGACGAUAAUGUUGUUACUGUGUGCAGCAUUUCUUAUCCAGCUUUUUAAUCUUAUAUUCAAACACACGAGUAAAUAGAUUCUUUUUUUACAGGAAUAAUGAGAUUGUUUGCGAUUCUGGCAUCUCGAAUGCGUAUAGAUACGACGAUAGGUUUAUGGGAAUGGCUAGCGCUAUGAUUUAGCAUUUUAUCUACUGAUUCGUCGCUGCCUUCGUUCUUUGUUCAUAUUUCCUUUACCAUCACUUUCCUUCUCCCUAUUUUUCAUCUUCUUGAGUAUCGUUAAGGCAUAGAUAAUCUAUGUAUAACGGAUGCUGUUUAUAAAAGUAACAAGUUGUUUAGCUAGUAAGUUAAAAGAGUUGCGAAUAAACACAUCACGUAGAUACAGGAGAACACGUGGACUAUCAGAAGCAGAUACGAUCAUUGCGUUUCAAUUAACGCAACUAUUAAUUACCAAAUACUAAACACUGGGUUAUUAAUCCUACGCCAACAUUCAUUCGAUUAUUAAGUCGUGGUAAAAAAAAUGCAUGUAUUGGAAAGAAGGGAGGAAGGAAGAACUCGCUCUGUAAUAAGCUUGUUGUACAGUUCCUUUGACGUUACAAUAUUACUUUAAAGUCUCGCUGAAGAGAUAGAGAAAACUGACGAAACGCGAGGUGAACGCGGAUUGAGCGAACGAACCUCGAAGUUGGUAGGGACAGUUUUCGGUGAAUCUGCAGAUAGAGAGCAACUUCCCCGAUAUUCCGUUUAUAUUUUUAAUACGUUGUUGGAACGUGACUCCUUACAACAUAUUAGAACUUCAUUGAAAUCGGAAAAAUUGCCCUUUAUCUAAACACUUGCCAGCUUUCUUCGAGCAUAUCGUUCGAAAUUUCACCUCGUCUGUCGUAACAGUUAUUUUUGAACGCUGCGGCGCGAUGUAGACUACACGUAAAAAGGAAGUGGAAGCGUUCCGAUUAGGGAAGAAGAACUAUCGACGACGAACCAGUUUUCUGAAUAAAGAAAAAGAGAUAUUUUCAAGGUUGUUAACACCCACGCCAUCGGCCACGACUCCCGUCUUUUUCUCUCUGAACAUCGAUGACCUUUGUUCUCGUUUCCGUUCGCCGUAAUAUAAAGAUGAUCUCACACCAAUGCAAUCGGAAUGAGAAAAAAUGAACACUCUGUCGCACCUAUCAGCGCGAAACGUGAUGAGUAAGAGAGAGAGAAAGGGGGCAGAAAAAUAAAGGAGGACAAAUCGGACUCCGAGAGAUCGCGUGAGAAGAGGGAUUACUUUACAAAAAGAGAAAAAAAGAAAUAAAAAUGGAAUGAACUUAAAUAGUGUAUUAUAUAUAAAAACUAUACGCCUCACUCUAUUUGCUGUUUAAACGAGAAAGAUGAUAAAAUAAAAUGGUAUUCUUAAAUACAACAAACAAGUAAUAACGGUAAUAUUAAUAAUAACGAUAAUAUUAAUAACGGUAAACAGUCUACGAGGAAUAUUAAAAACUUACACAUACUUACAUCAUAUCAAAAUUUCUAGCGGUUAAGAAUCAAAUCAUAGGUUUAUUUGUACACGCGUUUUUCCCGAGCAAACCGCGCGCGUAAUAACAUGAUACCAUCGUGCAACCCGACGUACAAAACGUUUCUUUUUCUUUCUUGAUUAUUCAUUGAGGACGCCGUCACACGUGCAUCGUGACCGACCAACUAUUACAGCUAGUUAGCACCGGUUACGAUGCGAACUCUAUGAUACGUGGUUCGCGGACGAUCGUCACCGUCAUUUUCAUCUAGAUAUGAGCUGAUUACAGGUUUUCGUUGCCUAACGUGAAAAACGAGGAAACGCCGAGGCCGGAGUUACAAGUUGGUACGGAAUGAGCAUGACUCCGCUGCUAAACGGUCUCUUCUCUGUGUCAUUAUAUUUAAUUGAGGCAAGGAAGACGAGGCCUGAAAUAGAUUAAAUUUCAUAAGCCAAAGGAGAUUCUUCGUUCGCGAAUCGAAAGCCGUAAUCAAUUCAUGUUAAUCUUAAUCAAACGCAUCGCAUCGGCAUUUCUCAUCUAUCAGAUUUAGAGCAUUGUUAUCGCUAGUCAGACAGAUUUUAUCGAUCGCGAAAGAGGAUAUUGGCGGAUCAACGAAACGAUAAUAAUGUAUAUUUAAAGAAAAAAGAAUGCCACGAUACUCCAGAUAGUGAUUAUACGAGAAAUAUAAAUAUAAUUUUAUCGCUGCUCCGGCAAGGUAGAUCGUUGUGAACGCAUCAUCUAGCGAAAUCAAAAUGAUACACAAAACGACCCUCGUCAAAAGAGGAUUUCGACCCAAAGAGGAGCUUCGCGCGUAAACAUUCCAAAUUAUCUACCUUUGGAUUUGAAGUCGACCCCACCCCUCACUUCACUACCCUCCCUGCCCUCCUUUUAAUUAAUCGUCCCACUUGAACCGCGUUAACGAAGAGAAAUCGUAUUCCGUGUUAUUCGAUGUUAAAAAUAUCGCGAUCACAGUUACGUUACGAUCUAAUCGUAUUCGGUGAAACAAUUGUAAUUAAAAUAAUAUACGUCAUAGCUGGAGGAAAAGUUUUAGCGAACACACCUUUGUGAUCCGAUACACACAAACGCAGAUAGGCAAAGUCACACGGUCUUUAUUGACGUUCACGAUUUAACGACAAAGAGAAAAUGCAAAAAGAAUGAGAUGAAGAAUGAUAAUAAAGUGUACAAAGCGAACUAUAAUUUUAUACGGAAAUCGGAAUGUAAUGAUUUUACUCGAGACCCGUGAAAAACAAAUUUCGCGCGUGACACUUUCAAACUCUUUAGAACCAAACGGCGAUGUUGUUGCUGUGUACAAAAUUAUUCUCUGACAACUCUCUGUACUCUCUUCAAUGUGACAAAUAAUCCCCUUUAUUGAUUUCACGUUUUAUCCAUGCAGUUUGAUGAGGACAGUAUUUUUGUAGGCGAAAGCUUUUCUAUUCACGCGAUACAUAAAUGUACGCGCGUACUUGUGAACACUUAGGAUUGCGCGAAUUCGUGAAAAUUGUUUUCGAAGGGUAAAAGAGAAAGAUAUGAGUACAGAACACUCGUCUAAUAAUUUUGAGCUUAAUUGCUGAAAAUGCAAUCGUUAAAUCGCUUUCUCUUUCCUUCUUCCUGCUCUGAAUUCUUAUUUCCUUUCAUUAUUAACGAGGAGAAUAAUUUACGCAAUCAAAUGUUUGAUUUACUCUCGGAGGAAAUGGUUUCGAGGUAAAAGAAAAGGAAGGAAAAUCUUUUAAUCCUUUGAUCAAAAGGAGAUGUAUAAAACGUUUUCAACUGGCCGUCCUACAUAGAAUAUGGCGAAUGGUAAAUAUAUUAUUUGGAAAACUAUCCUAUUUAUUAUCAUAAUUUAAAUUAUCGAUGCGUGUAAAAUCGUGGAACAGGUGAUACAGCAUGCUAAAGUUAAAAAAAAAAAAGGAAAGUGUAACGGAAUGUAACACGCAAGAAUUUUUGUAGAUUUUAUGUUAAUAAAGCCGAUGUUAACAAAUUCUUCCAUAUAUUGAUUCAAGUAAAAUAAUUUGAAGAGGAAAUGAAACAAAAAACGAAUUGAGAUCUCUUUAAGAAGAGAAGAGAACACCAAACUUGUAUCGACGAUUAAUUUACCUGCGUGUUAAUUUUGUCUGAAUGUAAUAGGAAAACGCUAAGAACGAGCAAUGGUGAAUGACAAUUGUUUGAUAUCUCACACAUCCCUCUUGUGUUCGCGUUUGCUGAACGAGACUUACCGUUACUUUUUGCCAAGCGUCUCUAUGUAAUUGUAUCAUUUAAAACGCAGUCAAAUAUCUUAUCAUACAUGUAACAUAGAGUAAGGAGUAUUAUCAUGCCAUAAAAGCGACAAUGGUAAACGUUUCUAAACGAGGAAUCAUAUAGUGAUAAAGAGAAAAAAAAAAUACCAUAUUCAUUCACGCAAGGAUACUCUCAUAUUAACUGUGUACAUGACAUCUUCAUUUCUUAUUCUAACGAUAUUGGAUUUACGAACAGGCAUCUCGAGUUCCCCUUCUGCUUUCUAAUUUGUAAUGUUCAUUUUAAAAAUUAAUCUCUACCGCAUUGAUUCUGUGUAGGAUAGACGUUUAUCUAUUUUACCGCUAACUUUUAGGUAACGAUUAACUAUGUAAAUAGCGUGACGAACAAUUAUUAAAUUGAACGACGACGGAGUUAGAAUUUUUUCAACGGAUUGCCCCAACGGCUAUCCAAUGAUAUAUAGAGUUUUGUUAUCUGUUGCGCAGAGGUGAAACCAAUUUCUUACAAUAGGGCACAGCAUAAAAUAAUAUGUUGCGGCGCGGCGUGGCUGGAUAUUUCUAUAAAAGUAAAAGUAAUUUCUACGACGUAGACUUGAUGUGCAACUGUGAAGAACCGUCUUGUAAUUGUUGAUAAUUUUUAAAAUGAGAGUGGAUGAUAUAAGGUAUGUCCACAUACUGUGCCGUCUUGUAACGAACUUGUCGAUACAAUAUCAAAUUUUUGGAGGACUUAUUGUUAAGCUUACGUUACACACCUCAUUUGUAAAUAUUAGAUCAUAUUUUUGUCUGUAGCAUAAUGAGGAUUUUAACUGCAAUUUAUUUAGUUCAUAGUGAUAAGAUAAUAAAGCUAGAAAAUAUAAUGGGAUAAAUGAGUCGUUGUUGUUAUUAUUACUCGUAAGCAAUUGUAUGUACAGCCAGCUUUUAUUUAUUGCAUUUUUUAGUUAAAUUACAAUUUUGCCACGGUUGAAAGUCCGAUAAAUAGAAAUCAAUGGAAAAUUCAGAUAAAAGGUUAUGUACAAUAAAAUACAAAUACACAUGAA
Messenger RNA from Ceratina calcarata, 7676 nucleotides. RefSeq names its product ubiquitin like 3 (gene UBL3). The record is from RefSeq and is a predicted model, not a curated record. Gene Ontology annotation, molecular function: protein binding. Lineage: Eukaryota; Metazoa; Arthropoda; Insecta; Hymenoptera; Apidae. The coding region runs from base 395 to 763 and encodes 122 amino acids. The transcript has 4 exons.